UUUGAGCGGGUUCCAGCACCCACGUUGAUUUCUACGCGAGGAGCGGAGUCUGGGUCCUAACCGGAAGGGCCCUUAGAAGGAGGGAGGCUGUCCCCACUAUUGCCUGUAGUGCAGAUUGACUUGCAUAGCGAAUCAAGACUCCUCCUCCCUCUCGCUGUGCUGAGCGCCGCGAAACUGAGUUGACGGUCGCCGCAUCCUUAAGAUAUUCACAUUCGGGGGGAAAGUCAACCGGCCGUAAGUACGGUGGCCGCAAGGGAACGUUGCAAACAUGGCGGCCGCCAUAGCCACGGUGGUCCGAAGAGGCUGCAGUUCCGGAGUCCUUAGAGCCGCGUGGCGAGGCUACAUCUUGAUUCCAGGGUCUGGAGUCAAUUACCAGUAUGCUGCCUUGGCAUGUGCUGUACAGACACAUUGCCACAUUUCUGCAUCUCGUGACGUGGCAAUUCAACAGUGCCGGCACUACAGCUUUUUCAACAAAUUGACAGCUGAGGAACUCUGGAAAGGGGUUUUGGCAGAGACUGGUGCAAGUGGAAAGAAAGGAAGAGGGAAAAGGACCAAGAAAAGGUUAAGGAAGGAUCUCAACAGAGGCCAGAUCAUUGGUGAAGGACGCUCGGGUUUCCUUUGGCCUGGCCUCAACACUCCUCUGAUGAAACAAGGAGCUGUCCAGGCAAUCAGUCAGCGAGAUAAAGAGGAGCAGCAGAAGCACCAGGCAGAAAGGAUCCACCUGCAGGAAAUGUGGGACAAGAAAAGAAAAACAAGGGUGAAGAGGGAGAGAGGGUGGACCGGAAGCUCUUGGGGAGGUGUCAGUCUAGGACCCCCCGAUCCAAGCCCUACUGGAGAAACCUAUGAAGAUUUUGAUUCAAGAGUAAUUGAGUUGAAAAGCGUCUUUAAUAUGACGGCAAAGGAGGGCAGAAAAAGAUCUGUUAGCGCCCUGGUGGUGGUUGGCAACGGGAACGGGGUUGCUGGCUUUGCGCUGGGGAAAGCAUCCGAGAGGACGAUUGCUUUAAGAAAAGCAAAGAACAGAGCUAUUCUGCGGUUGCACUAUGUUGAAAGAUACGAAGAUCACACGAUUUAUCACGAUAUUGCAAGCUCUUUUAAGAGAACAACCAUCCGGAUGAAGAAGCAAAACAAGGGAUAUGGUCUUCAUUGCCACCGGGCUAUCAUUACCAUCUGCAAGCUUAUUGGGAUUAAAGACAUGUACGCCAAGCUUUAUGGAUCAAAGAAUUUGCUGAAUCUCACCACAGCGCUUUUCAAGGGAUUAGCAAAUCAGGAAACUCACCAAGACCUAGCAAAUAAGAAAAGCCUCUAUGUCGUGGAAUUUCGUGAGGAGUGUGGCCCUCUGCCUCUCGUUGUCGCGAAGCCCAAGGGGACACUCAGAGAAGAUCCUGAGCCCAUGGAUGAAGUUCCUGAUGUCAAACUGGAGUGGAAAGAAGUGAAGGCAGCACAAGGGAUGAACAAGAAUGUCUGGUCAAAUGUCAAAAGAACAAUUUGGUAGAUUUAGAAGCACAAAACCCAAGGAAGAUGCAGCAGCAUCACAUGACGUAGAAAUAAUGUGUGUUUCACAAGAUAUGCACCGAGUGAAGAUUCCUACUUGGUUCUCAUGAUGUCCACAGCGGUUGUAACUUGGGGGCUCUAAACGACUUGGCCGACAUCCCUCCAGUUGGCAAUUCUGUGUUGAAUGCAAACAGCUGAUGUGCCGAGCGCUGUGAUUUCACAAAUGCAUCUGCUUUAUUGCUUCUGGCCCAAAGCGGUGGAGUGAUGGGAGAGUCUGUAACCAACAGGUUUAUUUCACACGUAACUUGGGGAAAUGUAUGAAACCACAUGGCAGAAAUAAAGUUGUAAUCAAAUGCCA
This is a messenger RNA of Rhineura floridana, 1849 nucleotides long. It is a transcript of the gene MRPS5, whose product is annotated as mitochondrial ribosomal protein S5. The transcript is spliced from 11 exons. Bases 269 to 1492 code for a protein of 407 amino acids. Gene Ontology annotation, biological process: translation. Gene Ontology annotation, molecular function: RNA binding; structural constituent of ribosome. The record is from RefSeq and is a predicted model, not a curated record. Gene Ontology annotation, cellular component: ribosome. NCBI's taxonomy places the organism in Eukaryota, Metazoa, Chordata, Lepidosauria, Squamata, Rhineuridae.